GACUGUUGUGACGUUCGGGGAGGACAUUGUUAAAGACACCUGUCCCUAUAGAAACCACAGACAUUCAUUCCCUCAAUAUAAGAUGACUUAUCCACUUAAAGAUGCGCUGCGGGGUGUCUUCCUGGCGGCCCUUCUUACGAUGCUGUUUCACGUCGCAAUCUCAGAUGUAGAUGAAUGUGCGGAGGGGAGUGACAACUGUGCCCAAGUCUGCACUAACACAGAGGGCAGUUUUACCUGCUCCUGUUGGGAGGGGUACACACUGCACGAUAACGGCUGGUUCUGUCAUGGCCCGAAGGUGGAUCUGUAUGUGGAGAUGCAGUAUCCCAGAGUUGACGUGACGCGUACAGAUCACACGGAAACCCUUUGCAGGCCUUCCUUGGGGGAUCUGACAUUGAUCAAUGGCUACCAUGUCGGCAUCAAGUUGGACACAGGUUACGGCACCAGCAUAGAUUACCUAACGGACGGAGUUCACUACAGCAGUAUCGGUCACACAGACAGUAGAUACGGGCUCAGGCUGUUUGACGACGCCGGGAACUUUCGAGUCAACGCCUUCUCCUCUUACUUCCACCCGAAUUCGUUCUCUGUCACGGUCAACAUCAACGAAAACGCGACGCUGUCCAUGUUUGAGUACAACCCGCCCCCUGGCGGCCACGACGGUACUACAGAGUGGAGGAAGGACGGCUCAGUGCUUCCCGGGACCUACACGGAUUGCGACCUGGCCAUUGUGAAUGUUCAGAUGUCGGACGAGGGCCUGUACGAGUGUUACUACACGGGCAGGUACAGCGACCGCAAGCAAGGCAUCAUGAGGCUCAUCGUUAGAGAAUGUCCUGAAGGCAAGUGGGGCCCUCCAGCCUGUACCUCCACGUGUGAAGAGUGUAACAACGGCGGAGUCUGUGAUGACGAGACGGGACAGUGCAUCUGUGCGCCUGGGUUCGGUGGCUUGCACUGCGACUUAGGCUGCUCUGUUGGUUAUUUCGGAGACUCGUGUAUCAGCCGCUGUGCCCGCGGUACCUGUCAGUACAAGAUCGUCUGCGGCCCGGACCCGCUAGGCUGCCGGUGUAUAGCGGGAUACAAAGGAUCGAACUGCAACGCACAAUGUUCGUACGGCACGUACGGAUCGGACUGCCUGCAGACGUGCCACUGCGCUUCUGGGAUCUAUGUGUGCAGCAGGUACACCGGCGUGUGCAGCAGCGGCGGGUGUGAAGCGGGGUGGGAGGGCACCAUGUGCCACAUAGACGUAGACGAGUGCAGCCUGGGUACUGACGACUGUGCGCAGGUGUGUGAGAACGUCCCGGGAAGCUUCACGUGUUCCUGUUGGGCUGGGUACGUCAUGGACAGCGGCACAUAUGUUGAUGAGUGCAGUUUGGACAUAGACAACUGUGAGCACACCUGUCACAACCACAUCGGUAACUACACCUGCUCCUGUGAUGUGGGCUACUCUCUGGCGAGCAAUGGUUGGAACUGUACAGGUGCGUUACCAGACUUUACGAACAAAUUGAAGUGA
Messenger RNA from Branchiostoma belcheri (Belcher's lancelet), 1504 nucleotides. Its product is annotated as multiple epidermal growth factor-like domains protein 6. NCBI's taxonomy places the organism in Eukaryota, Metazoa, Chordata, Leptocardii, Amphioxiformes, Branchiostomatidae. The transcript is spliced from 11 exons. Gene Ontology annotation, molecular function: calcium ion binding. The record is from RefSeq and is a predicted model, not a curated record. Bases 83 to 1504 code for a protein of 473 amino acids.